Messenger RNA from Antrostomus carolinensis (chuck-will's-widow), 1737 nucleotides. RefSeq names its product dynamin 1 like (gene DNM1L). The annotation marks the transcript as partial. Gene Ontology annotation, biological process: mitochondrial fragmentation involved in apoptotic process; intracellular distribution of mitochondria; peroxisome fission. The transcript has 15 exons. The record is from RefSeq and is a predicted model, not a curated record. NCBI's taxonomy places the organism in Eukaryota, Metazoa, Chordata, Aves, Caprimulgiformes, Caprimulgidae. Gene Ontology annotation, molecular function: microtubule binding; GTP binding; GTPase activity. Gene Ontology annotation, cellular component: microtubule; membrane; mitochondrion.
AGUGGAAAGAGUUCUGUGUUGGAAAGUCUUGUGGGGAGGGAUCUGCUCCCACGAGGUACUGGAGUUGUCACCCGGAGACCUCUUAUUCUUCAGUUGGUGCAUGUUUCCCCGGAGGAUGGUCGGAAAACAGCUGGAGAUGAAAAUGAGAUAGAUGCUGAAGAGUGGGGUAAAUUUCUUCACACCAAAAAUAAGAUCUAUACAGAUUUUGACGAAAUUCGUCAGGAAAUAGAAAAUGAAACAGAGAGGAUUUCGGGAAAUAAUAAGGGCAUCAGUCCUGAACCUAUUCAUCUGAAGAUUUUUUCAUCUAAUGUCGUAAAUCUGACUCUUGUGGAUUUACCUGGAAUGACAAAGGUGCCUGUUGGUGAUCAGCCUAAGGAUAUUGAACUUCAAAUAAGAGAGCUAAUCCUUCAAUUCAUCAGCAACCCAAAUUCAAUUAUUCUGGCAGUCACAGCUGCUAACACAGACAUGGCCACUUCAGAAGCUCUUAAAAUUGCACGGGAGGUGGAUCCAGAUGGUCGAAGAACUCUUGCUGUUAUCACAAAGCUGGAUCUCAUGGAUGCUGGUACUGAUGCUAUGGAUGUGCUCAUGGGAAGAGUAAUUCCGGUCAAACUUGGCAUCAUUGGAGUAGUGAACAGGAGUCAGUUGGAUAUUAACAAUAAGAAGAGUGUAGCUGAUUCCAUUCGUGAUGAGUAUGGUUUUCUUCAAAAGAAGUAUCCUUCCCUAGCUAAUCGAAAUGGAACCAAAUAUCUUGCUAGAACACUGAACAGACUACUGAUGCAUCAUAUCAGGGAUUGCUUGCCAGAAUUGAAAACCAGAAUUAAUGUCUUAGCUGCUCAGUACCAGUCUCUACUAAACAGCUACGGGGAACCUGUUGAGGACAAAAGUGCCACUUUAUUGCAGCUUAUUACCAAAUUUGCCACAGAAUAUUGUAACACUAUUGAAGGAACAGCAAAAUACAUAGAGACUUCAGAGCUAUGUGGUGGAGCCAGAAUCUGUUACAUUUUUCAUGAGACCUUUGGAAGAACUUUAGAAUCUGUUGACCCGCUGGGUGGCCUUAACACAAUUGAUAUUCUGACUGCCAUUAGAAACGCUACUGGUCCCCGUCCUGCCUUGUUUGUUCCUGAAGUUUCAUUUGAAUUGCUGGUAAAAAGGCAAAUCAAACGUUUAGAAGAACCUAGUUUGCGCUGUGUGGAGCUGGUUCAUGAAGAAAUGCAGAGGAUUAUCCAACAUUGUAGCAAUUACAGUACACAGGAAUUAUUGAGGUUUCCUAAACUGCAUGAUGCCAUAGUUGAAGUAGUAACCUGUCUUCUGCGUAGAAGACUUCCUGUCACAAAUGAAAUGGUUCAUAAUCUGGUGGCCAUUGAGUUAGCUUAUAUCAAUACCAAACAUCCAGACUUUGCUGAUGCCUGUGGUUUAAUGAAUAACAACAUAGAGGAACAAAGGCGUAACAGGUUAGCCCGGGAAUUGCCUUCUGCUGUGCCACGAGAGAAGUCUACUAAAGCUCCAGGUGCAUUGACUCCUGCUUCCCAGGAGACUGUUACUGCUGCUUCUGCUGAGGCUGAUGGCAAGGCUUCCUCUGGAGCGGGAGAUACAUCUCAGGAGCCUGGAACAGGCAACUGGAGAGGAAUGCUGAAAUCCUCAAAAGCAGAAGAGGUAUCAGCAGAGGAAAAAUCCAAGCCAGCUGCAGCCCUUCCUGCUAGUCCUCAAAAAGGACAUGCUGUAAACCUAUUAGAUGUG